AUGGCCCUUUGUUUGCACAGAGAGAGCAAUAGUAGUGGAAGCAAUAAUAGCAGCAAGCAGCAGCAGCAAAUGGAUGCUGGGAAGUACGUGAGGUACACGCCCGAGCAAGUGGAGGCUCUUGAGAGGGUUUAUGCUGAGUGCCCAAAGCCCACUUCUUUGAGGAGGCAGCAGCUCAUCAGGGAGUGUCCCAUUCUUUCUAACAUUGAGCCUAAGCAAAUCAAAGUGUGGUUUCAGAAUCGAAGAUGCCGUGAGAAACAGCGGAAAGAAUCCUCUCGUCUCCACUCUGUUAACAGAAAACUGACUGCCAUGAACAAGCUGCUAAUGGAAGAAAAUGACCGAUUACAAAAGCAGGUCUCGCAUUUGGUUUAUGAUAAUGGCCACAUGCGCCAAAAGCUACACACUGUGAACAAGACUACUACUACUACUACUGAUACAAGCUGUGAGCCGACCGUAAAGAACGGUAGGCAAAAACAGCAAAACCCAACACAUCAGCAUCCUCAGACAGAUGCUAAUAGCCCAGCUGGUCUCCUUGCUGUUGCUGAGGAGACCCUGACACAGUUCCUUGGUAAGGCUACUGGAACUGCUGUCGAUUGGGUGCAGAUGAUUGGGAUGAAGCCUGGUCCGGAAUCUAUUGGCAUCAUUGCUGUUGCCCGCAACUGUAGUGGAAUAGCAGCAAGAGCCUGCGGCCUCGUGAGCCUUGAGCCCACAAAGGUUGCUGAAAUAUACAAAGAUCGAAUGUCUUGGUAUCGUGAUUGCCGGUGCCUUGAUGUGGCGAGCAUUAUCCCCACAGGAAAUGGGGGUACAAUCGAGCUUAUAUAUAUGCAGACUUAUGCGCUCACAACUUUAGCAUUGGGUCGUGAUUUUUGGACUCUAAGAUAUACUACCACUUUGGAAGAUGGCAGUCUUGUGAUUUGUGAAAGAUCAUUAACUCCAUCGACUGGCGGUCCAAUCGGACCUAACUCUAACUGCUUCGUAAGAGCUAAAAUGUUACCUAGUGGUUGUUUAAUACGUCCUUGUGAAGGUGGUGGCUCGAUUAUCCACAUUGUUGACCACAUUGACUUGGAUGCAUCGAGUGUUCCUGAAGUGUUAAGGCCACUGUUUGAAUCGUCGAAAAUCCUCGCGCAAAAGAUGACUAUUGCCGCCUUUCGUCAUAUCAGGCAAAUUGCUCAAGAAAUCAGUGGAGAGGUCCAAUGUAGUAGUAGUGGUGGCCGCCAGCCUGGCGUGCUCAGGGCAUUGAGUCAACGAUUGUGCCGGGGCUUUAAUGAUGCUGUAAAUGGGACUGUUGACGAUGGCUGGUCGAUAAUGGAUAGUGAUGGUGUGGAUGAUAUCACUAUAGCCAUUAAUUCAUCCCCGAGCAAGUUUUUGGGUUCUCAGUAUAACUCACUUUCUCUUCUCCCAACUUUUGGAGGCGUUCUUUGUGCACGAGCGUCCAUGCUUCUUCAGAAUGUGCCUCCUGCUUUGCUUGUCCGAUUCCUGAGAGAGCACCGUUCAGAAUGGGCCGAUUAUGGAGUUGAUAUUUACUCGGCUGCUUCUCUAAAGGCUAGUCCUUAUGCAGUUCCUUGUACAAAACUCAGUGGUUUUCCGAGCAGUCAAGUUAUUUUACCGCUUGCACAGACUGUAGAACACGAGGAGCUCUUGGAGGUGGUUCGUUUGGAGGGCCAUGCAUUCUCCCCUGAGGACAUAGCUUUGUCUAGAGAUAUGUACUUAUUACAGUUAUGCAGUGGGGUUGAUGAGACAAAUAGUGGUGGUGCUUGUGCUCAGCUUGUUUUUGCACCGAUUGAUGAAACUUUCGGAGAUGAUUCUUCCACUACUAUGCUACCUUCGGGUUUUCGUGUUAUCCCAUUAGAUACUAAAUCAGAUGGGCCAAACGGGACUCGGACUUUGGAUUUAGCUUCGACUCUUGGGGUUCGUUCGGCAGGUGAAGAAGUUGAUGCGAAUGUUAAUCAAAAUUCGAGGUCCGUUUUAACAAUUGCUUUCCAAUUCAUUUUCGAGAGUCAUUAUCAAGAAAAUGUAGCUGCUAUGGCUCGUCAAUACGUACGAAGUAUAGUUGGCUCGGUUCAAAGAGUUGCAAUGGCAAUUGCCCCUUCUCGACUCGGAUCAGAUAUUGUUCCAAAACCACCUGAAAAUUCACCCGAGGCUUUAAUGCUUGCACGAUGGAUUUGUAGGAGCUUUAGGUUGCAUACUAGGAGAAAGCUAUUUCAAGCUGAUUCGCAAUCGGGAGAAGAUUCUGCUCUGAAAAAACUAUGGAAUCACACAGAUGCUAUUAUGUGCUGCUCGGUUAAGAUGAAUUCAUCAGCAGUUUUUACAUUUGCGAACCAAUCGGGUCUCGACAUGAUGGAAACAACUCUAGUUGCCCUCCAGGAUAUAAUGCUCGAGAAGAUUCUAGAUGAAUCCGGUCGGAAGAUUCUCCUCUCGGAGUUCUCUAAUAUCAUGCAACAGGGUUUUGCGUAUUUGCCAGCUGGUGUGUGUGUUUCGAGCAUGGGUCGACCCGUAUCUUACGAACAGGCCAUUGCAUGGAAAGUUCUUAAUGACGAUGACUCAAACCACUGCUUGGCUUUCAUGUUUAUGAAUUGGUCUUUUGUGUAA
Striga hermonthica is the source of this 2586-nucleotide messenger RNA. The record is from the annotation of a GenBank genome assembly. NCBI's taxonomy places the organism in Eukaryota, Viridiplantae, Streptophyta, Magnoliopsida, Lamiales, Orobanchaceae.